Haemonchus placei is the source of this 318-nucleotide messenger RNA. The record is from the annotation of a GenBank genome assembly. NCBI's taxonomy places the organism in Eukaryota, Metazoa, Nematoda, Chromadorea, Rhabditida, Trichostrongylidae.
GCUCAGCAAAAUUCGGAGUACCAGGUGAGAAAGGGGUUGCGAGAUUCGUCAGAUCCCAUAGCAAUAACUGAGCACUACCAGCUGACAUUGCCCAUCGGAAGUCAGACGAAUAGUCCACUGACAGUACGUGGCCUUGAUGGUCACGACGAGAGGAUACAACAGACAGCGAUGAAUCAUUCACUAAUUUCUGAGCAUCUAGAAAGACAACGGUGCCAUUUUCAGUUCCGCCAAAAAUAAGUCCCAGAGGAUGCGACUCUGAUGUCAGAGGCGCCCAUGACAGCUCGUUAAACCUGUAUUCACAUGAUACCGACUGCGUAG